Molecule: messenger RNA, 441 nt
Organism: Cylicostephanus goldi
Lineage: Eukaryota; Metazoa; Nematoda; Chromadorea; Rhabditida; Strongylidae
Source: the annotation of a GenBank genome assembly
AUGAAGUUGCAACGUUGUCUCAAUACUAUGCAGCAUAAAAGCAGAACUUUCAGUGAUGAGUCACUCGUCGUCAACAUCUUGGACCUAUGGAUGGCCGGACAAGAAACGACGUCGACAACUUUGUGCUGGGCAAUGAUCUACUUGCUGAGAAAUCCUGAGGUCAUUACCGAUGUAAGAGAAGAACUGCUCAAAGUUACUGGGGGAUCCAGACCUCUUUCACUUGCCGAUAAGCAGAAUACACCGUACUUCGUUGCUGCACUUACGGAGAUACAACGGAUGUCAUCAAUAUUGAAUAUAAACAUUUACCGAUUAGCUGACUCGGAUACCGAGAUUGGCGGGUAUCCUGUGCCAAAAAAUACAGUAGUAUCGGCAGAGUUAUCACUGAUCUUGAGCGAUGAGAGCAAGUUUGCAAAUUCUGAGAAGGUCAGCAAUUUUCUUUGA